This is a messenger RNA of Diaporthe batatas, 4873 nucleotides long. RefSeq lists its product as uncharacterized. The transcript has 2 exons. Gene Ontology annotation, molecular function: anaphase-promoting complex binding. Gene Ontology annotation, biological process: mitotic G2 DNA damage checkpoint signaling; activation of protein kinase activity; mitotic DNA replication checkpoint signaling. The record is from RefSeq and is a predicted model, not a curated record. NCBI's taxonomy places the organism in Eukaryota, Fungi, Ascomycota, Sordariomycetes, Diaporthales, Diaporthaceae. Bases 166 to 4644 code for a protein of 1492 amino acids.
CCUGCCUUGCACCACACAACAUCAGUCACUAUUCCCAACACAUAAUUGACUUGGUUCUGCAUCUACAUACAAGGCACUUGUCAAUUGAUAGAAGCAUUUUCUUUCCAUGUUUUUUGCACCCCGGAACAGCACCCAUUGAUCUCAUUCUCCUCUUCUCAAGCCACGAUGGCUUCCUCCCAGCCGACCUCGCCCGUCAGGAGCCCCUCCCCGGACAGGUUUGAGCUGUCCCCCAACUCCAAGCUCAAGAAACUGCUGGCAGGCGUCGACAGCGACUCGGACGAAGAUAGCACUCGGGUCGCCAAGAAGACGAGCCCGUUUGCCCGACGCGCAUCACCAACAGCCAGCGACCGAAGCAAUGACGCGCCAGGACGCGACUCCAGCGACGAGGAUGUCCAACCAAGAGGCCGGGUCGCGUCCCGAAUGCAGACGGCUCAAGACGACGCGAGAGCACGCGUGCGAAACAUGUUACAGAACGCAACCGCCAAGCAGAGCCGGGCUGGAUCCGCCGACGUCGAGAUGGCAAACUCGGCCGCGCCUGGGGCAGGGGCACCGGCAAGCGACAGCGAGGAUGACAUUGUCCGGCCUCGAGGCCGCCUUGCGUCUCGCAUGCAAGGUGUAGACAAAUCGGCUGAGCAGGUGACGACGCCAGCCAUGGAGGAGCCAGCAGCAGCAGCAGCAGCAGCCACCGGCAUGCAUCAGGCAUCCAGGGAUGCUGAAGAUUCCGAAAUGGCAGACGGUGGUGCGGACGAUGAGGAGGGAGGGGUCUCUGUAAGACCAAGGAAGAUCAGGCAGAGGCAGAGGAGGAGGAGUAAGACUCCGGGUUCUGAUGUCGCGUCGCCGCAGAGAGAGGCGUCGCCUGGUCUUUUCGUCACGCCUUCCAAGUCGCCAACUUCAGCACAGCCAUCGAGCCAAGCUGAAGAUUCAGGAAGCGACGCGGAGGUUCCAGUUCUCAAGAGCAACCGCUUUCAGGCCCUGGUCGAAAAGAAACGGCAAGAGCGUCUCGCCCGUGAGGCCGAAGAAGCUCGAAAGAGGGAAGCCCGAGCCGCCGCCGCCGCCGAGGAGCUCGGGGACGAUAACGAGGACGACGUCUCCGACAUUUCGGACGAUGAAGGCGGCCGGAAGCUUACCCAGACGCAAAAGGCGAAGACUCGUCCGUCGCGGCAGGCCAGCAAGAAGGCUCUUGAGGAGAUGAACCGCGAGACGCAACGUAUGCAGCGUGCCAUGCAACUUGCUCACGAGGCGAAAACCAAGAAGAAGAUCCCCAAGGCGACACUGUUCGAGCGGUUCAACUUCAACCCUGGCGGACCCGCAGCAAAAGACAAGCUGCAGAGCUCCAGUAGACCUCAGACACCCACCUCUGCCAAGAGCACAGAUGCGGAGAUGCGAGACCAGGAGACACCCCCCAGCUCACCUCCUGCACGAGUUGAGGAUGUGCUGGGGAAGGACCUGGUAGGUUUGCAGUCACAGGCUGGGGCCACUGUUCCCCAGCCAACCACUACUGGCAAGGAGCAAGCCGAGGAAAAUGAUGAUGACUUUCCAGACCUCAUGGACAUGCAAGCUUUUGCACGCAAGCCUGUUGACAAGGGCAAAGGCAAGGCUCAAACACCAGAGCUUGACACCAAACGGCCCUCAAAGAGACAAGUUCGAAUAAAGCUCCCUCCAAUGCAAGCAAACAGAGUUGACCUGGGCUCUGGGAGCAACCAGGACAGCGGCGACGAUGAUGACCUGGUCAUCCUCGAUGAGAAGAGGAGCAAGCUCGACGCCUUGUUCGACCGCGCCCCCAAAGACAAAACCAAGGAAUCGCGCUCACUCUAUGCUCUCCGACAACUUGCCCAUCUCAACUCGCCAGAGCGCAAGGCGCACAGAAAGAAUGACAGGGCCGCCAUGACACCUGGCGAACUGCAAGCCUUCCUCAACCAGCGCGCUCGGGACCAGGCCAGGCUCGAGAAGGAGAGACGCAUGGAGAUGCUAAAGGCGAAGGGAAUUCACAUCCAGACAGAAGAGGAACGUGAGCGUGACCGCGAGCAGAUUGAAGACAUGGUCGCCCGCGCGAGACGCGAGGCUGAGGAGAUCAUGGCCCGCGAGAGAGAGGAUGCAAAGAAGGAGAAGCGCUCCUCUGACAAUGCUGACCCCCUUGCCUGGGACGAUAGCGCCAGCGACGAUGACUAUGUGGACGGCGAGAACCAGAACGCUGCCGAAGUGGAGUUGUCAGGCUCAGAAGUAGACGACGAGGACGAGGAUAUGGUUGACGGCGAUGCCGCUGAUGAAGAGGACGACGACGCCGGGGGACACGAUCGCAACAAUGAGGAUUCCGCUGCCCGGCCUUUCGUGGACGACGAUGCCGAAGAAGACAGCGCAAGCGAGGGCUCUUCAAGCGGGGUCUCCUUCGUUGAUCCUGACGAGGAGGAGGAGAGGCACAGAUGGGGAGCCUCUGACGAGGAGGCAGAUGAAGCACCAGCUUUUGUUCAAGCUCGCCGGCCUAGGAAACCUACCGCUAUCGUUCCAGAUGAGGCAGAUGAGGAGAAGGAUGGCCUGCCAGCGCUUCUUCGAGCUCGCCGGCAGAAGAGACAUACUGCCAUCAUAUCAGACGAUGAGGACGGCUCAGACGUCGAGGCCACACUGAAACCCAGUACUCAUAAUUCCCUCAUGACACCUGCGCCCAAGUCUAGGACUGUCGAUAUCACCCCGGCUCCGAAUAGCGCGUCUCCAGAAGUACCAAAGUCGGUAUUGAGGUCCGCCAACAAAACCUUCAUCCCCGGGCUGCCUGUGAACGCCGGAGGUCCUGCUGGCCUCGGUCUGACGCAGAUAUUUGCUGGCACUAUGGAAAGUCAGGCAGCUGCGCCGUUCGAGGGCUCUCCAUCACAGCCUAUGCCUACAUUCGACAACUUCCCUGACUCGCAAUUCUCCCAGAGGGUCACUGAUUCUGCAGACGGCAUGGUACUUGACAGCCAGCCAGUUCCAGCUACUCAGCAAAAUGAGACACAGGCCGGGGACGAGUCCCAGAUCCAGUUCAACUUCACGCAAUCUCAAACUCACGGCCUAGAUAGCCUCCUCAGGGAUGAUAUCAUGACCCAGGCUUCGGACAUGAUGAACCCUUCUCAAGAUGAUGGUUUCCAGGACUGGACGCCCCUCAAGGAGAGGUUUGUAGAGCCGCCGUCAGCGACCGCCGAUACUGUCGCGCAUGACGCGAGCCAGACUGCAGAUCUCUCCCACCAAUCCCCUCUUGUGCAGAAACGAGGCCGGCUCAUUAGGAAAGCAGCUGUUGCUUCAGACUCAGAGGAAGAGGAUGAAGUGGCUGAUUCCAUUGCCAAACCCACUGCCUUCAACGUGCUGCAGGACGCAGCCGCCAAGGAGAAGAAGCGGAAGGCCCGAGAGGAUUUCAUGAAGAAGAAGAGCAAGGCCAAGGAGAUGGUCGAGGAGCAGGCCGAGGAGUCUGAAGACGAAUACGCCGGGCUGGGUGGCGUGGAUGGCGAAGACAGCGACGAUGACGAUGCUGCCUCUGUCCAUGAAAUGAUCGAUGAUCAAACUCAGAACAAUCAGGCAGACGGGGUCGCCCUAGCUAAGUUCUAUGCCGACCGUGCCCGAGAAGAUGAUGAGAAACAAGUCGACAAGCUGUUCAAAGACAUCACAACAGGCAUGCUCCGCCGCAAACGUGGCGCAGGAGAAUUCGACCUUGAUGACGAGGACGACGGCGGCGAGGCCCGUCGGCGCAUGAAGCGACGCCAAUUCGCCAAGAUGCAGAAGGCACUCUUCGCAGACGAGCGUAUAUCCAAGGUCGCCGAAAACCCGCGCAAUCAGGCCUUCAUGCGCACCAUCGAAGACAUUGGCAGCGACGAGGAGAUGGACUUCUUGUACGAGCCAGCUCCCGCUGACAGCAAGGACAGCCAAGAGGAGUCGCAGGACAACCAACCCCAAGGCGCCGCAUCUGUCGUGCCGGACAGUCAGCCAGCAGCUAUCGGGUCCAUGGCCGCCCCUCCGAAGAGGGCACCAGCGGCCGAGAGGCGCACAAAACCCGCCAAGAAGCCCUCGAACAUCGGCGAGAUCCGAGAGACCCUGUCCAAUCUCCUGGACGAGCCCAGUGGCAACUCCAUCAUCUCGGCCACCGACUUCGGCUCCGAUAGCGAGGAGGAAGGCGCCGGCGCCGGCGGCGAGGACGACACCGAGUCAUCGAACAAGGAGAACGCCAACCCCCGGCGACGCGCCCGCCACGCCGGCCAGGUGGUCGACCGCAUCAGCCUCAAGCGGCAGGGCUCCUCCAACGUGUCCAACGCCUCCGCAGGCGGCGGUGGGGGCCGCCUGGCCUUCGCAGCCCCCAACUCCAGCGGCAGCGGCGGCUUCAAGGUGCCGGCGCUGCUGCGGCGCGCGACGACCAACUCGCUCAUCUCCACGGGGUCGUCGGCGUCCACCAGCGGCGCGUCCGGGAAGGGCGGCGCCGGCGGUGGUGCCGGCGGUGGGUUCGGCGAGGACGCCAAGAUCAAGACCAAGGCGGGCAAGAGGAGCGGUAUCAGCUACCUCGCGCGGGAGAACGACCGGCGCAAGGCGGUCGACGAGGCCGAGAAGAGGCGGGAGCAGAGGAAGUUCCGCGCUGUGGAGGGGCGGAGCAAGGUUGUUGGUGGUCUGUUUGGGGCUGGCAAGUUUGAGUAGUUGCAGUCUGGGGGCUCUUUGUCUGUCCCGAUUGCGUGGCUCUGAACGAUGUCGUUGGGUUCCCCGUCUGUCUUUCCUUUACGGCAGCUUGUUGGAUACCUAGGUAGGGUGGGUUUUCCCGGGCGCGUCUGGCGUUUGUUAGCGAGUGUAUGAGCAUGGCAUAAUGUCAUUCCAAGGUUGUUUCACGUUUGUAGGACUAUUACGAAUGAAUCAGCAUAGUAUUUGACAG